UCUUUAAAAUUCAGGGGUUUCAAUUCAGGGAUCACAGACGGACAUUGUGUUCGUGGUGACUAUUUCCUGUUUGGGAGAGACCAACAUAUUCUGAUCUCAGAUCUCACCAGAAACUUUCAUUCUUUCUGGUGUUUCCUCCCAGUCUCUCUCCUGUUGUCCUUUAGUCUCUGUAAGUUUUACGAAGCAGUUGCAUGUGAUUGAAAGGACUUUGUGUGAAUUUGCUCCCCUACAGUCAAAUUCAUUGGCUUUGUGUGCAAAUUCACUCUAUGUUCCGUCUGAACACAGUAAAGCUGCAUUGAUCUCUUCCACACAUUUCCAUAUGAGGGCUUGUCUGUUAUUUGUUGAAGCACUUCUAUGGUUUGACCCCAGUAUUCAGAAUUUCCCACAAAAUACAGUAACGUGUCCACUGACAACACCUCGCUCCCUUAAGCACACUGUCUUAUUGUUCACACAGCUGCUCCGCUCAGCGGCGUUUUGGGUUCUAUCCUCGAGUAGAUAUUAGUCACAUGAACCAACAAUAGGCUUGUUUGUUUUUCACAGACUAUUCGUUUGGUUGUCUGUGUAUUCGGAGAACAUGUCUGUCCUGACUGAUGGAGCACAGGUGUCUCUUCUAGGCAGCUCAUCUCUGACUGUGGUACAAAACCGGUGUAUUAGAGACUGGAAGAGAAUCCAACAAUACUUUUUUCCCUUUCAUUAGCUUCCUCAUCUAUAAGAAGCACUUUAAAAUUCGACUUAAUCGCCUUUUUGAAAAGCGAGUUAUUUUCUGAUCACGUGUCUACUGUUUCCACGCUGUAGGCCAGCUGUCCCUGAAGACAAGUCCUCCACGUGCAUCAUAUUCAUUUGGUUUAUUUGGUCUUCUUAGCUGUGGUUUAUGGUGCUGCGGUUGCUCAGGGUUUCAAUUUUAAAUUUUAGCCACCUGCGCUAUGUUGAGAAACUGUCAGACAGCAUCUCAAAGAGCUACGUUAGCUCUGUAAUGCAGGCUUCAAGUUGAAUGGACUGCUUUUGGAUAGCGCAGUUGUCUUCAUUAGCUUUCAUUAGCUUUCUUUACACUGAAGCUUCAGACUUGUUUGGCCGGUUUAUUUUUAGUUUUUAAUUGGUUUUAAUGUCGGUGCUGGAAAGUAUCCAAAUGCAUGUCUGAAGUGUUACAUUUGACUUCCUCUAACCCCAAAUAUUGAAUGUAUUAGAUGGAUAUUUAAUUGUAUUAAUUUAAAGUGUAGUUGACUUUAACAUUAUAUAACUCAUUUAAACGGUGAAGCUGUUGUUUGAAGGUGAAAUGAAUGAGCAACUAGCUUUUGAUGCAAUAACACCUUUUAGCAGAGCUCAUCACUACCAUGGACAAUAAAGACCAGUAAGCAUUAUAAACCAACGUUAUGACUCGUGAUUACAUACCAGCUGAAGGCUCAGACUUUAUAGAGGUCAACAAUAUCAGGAACUAACUGAGAACAGUGUCAGUGGUAGCUCCUGAUACCAGGAGCACAAUGCCCUGAGCAACAACACUCCCAUCAGUGACAUUUACGUUCUUCAGCUAUUUUUAGAACGGCGCAUGCUGGAAAGAAACGACCUCUCUCAGUUCUUAGAAACAUAAUGGAAAGGACACGACUGAAUGUUUAUUAAACCACAAUGGAUCUUUGGAAGAAGGGUAAUUUACAAUAAACAUGUAAACCAUUCGGAUAGCGAGUAGCAACGCUACACGCAGUGUUGCUACUAGUUUAACUACAUUACCCAGGAGUGUAUGGCACCAUAGAUAUUUACAAAGUCAUGGAGCUGUCUACAUGUAGCCAUUCUCAUAAUCUUGCAACUAGCUACAUUUCCAGGAGCUAGCUGUAGAGUGCUGCAGGGAUGACGUGUUUUUGUAGUUAGCACGGAAGUUAGCAUCACACUGGUUCCCUUUAUAAAAAGCCAAUGGGAUUUUUCCUUUGGAUUAUUGCAGAAUAUAAACUCUAUGGCAAACAAGCAACUUUGAUAUUUACAUGCUUUGAGAUAAUCUUCAGAAAAUAAACACCACUUUUAUGUUUUUUCAAAGUGUGAAUGCAACCGACAGGAGUAAAAAGCUAAUGAAAAUGCAAGAAUACUGACUCAUUUCUGUGUUUUUAGGACUCAUUUCUGCAGCACUCUAUUUUGUCCAUUAUUUGUUUGUUUUUGUGAAUCACUUUAGUGUAGUAAGCUACUUUUUCUGAAUUCAAUGUUUCAACUGAUAAGCUUCCUACUUUCAACAAAAGUGUCAUUUUGCUGUAGCUUGGCUCCUUCCAAUGACGAUUAGCUUGUAGCUCCACUAGCUACUGUAAAGUAGCUUCCCCAGCACUUGAAAGCAUCUUGAAAUCGUCUCAAGCUAAUGUUAUUCAAAAACUAAAUAAUGAAUUGACAUAGAGCAUAAAACAGCCAAAAUACAAUGAAAAUAUCCAAGUAUAAAUGUUGUACGAGCUAAAGCAUAAAUUACUCAUAGAUUUCUUUGUAAACAUGCGAUUGAUGAGAUUCCUACUACUCGCUCUCUUAGUGUGGCAGAAACGUGCCACGUGCAUGUAGUGUUCGUGCUGCUCAGCGAGCUGAAAUUCAAAAUGUCAAGGUCUUUGAGAGCACUUUGUUAGAUAGCCUGCUGGUGACUGAACACUCGCAUAAUUUCCCACUGCCAUUCAAAAAGCCAUUGGAGGACGUGUCUCAGGGCCAAUUAAAGAGCACAGCAUCCACCUCCUGGUGAAGCACAGCAAAGAACAUGAUGGCAGCCUGUAAUUAGAGCCUGCCUGUCCUUGUGCUUCCAUUUACCCUCUGCUCUUUGUGCUGCUGAAGCCUGGUUGAAAGGCCUGUUAACGUGCUGUUCCUACAGUUUACAUAUCAGUCCUUUUUAAAUAUGUCACACGCUGGCUUUAACUCGCUUAUGUACACUUGACAUGCUGUCUGACUCAUGCACACAGCCACAUGUGCUUUAUAUCUGUAGUCCAUCUCAUCUGUGGUUGUAACCUUAUAUUAACCCUCAGGGAUCCCAUAACAAUGCCAGGUUUUUAAGCUUUUGUCUUGACUCUGUGUGUGUGUGUGUGUGUGUGUGUGUGUGUGUGUGUGUGUGUGUGUGUGUGUAAUGCUUUAUUUGCCAUGGUUAUUGUUCAGCUGCUACGAGACACACUGUGCUAUCUCCACCAGCAACACUUCCCCUUUGAGAACACUGUAAAUCAAGUUUAACAUUCUAAUUGACACCACUUCAGUCUGGGGAUCUCAAUAUAUCUGGAGGCCUCGGUACAAUGUCUGGUCACUGCUGAAGAAAGUAAUUGUUCUGUUACCUGCUGAGCCUCUGCUCUAAAUCACACUGUGUUGCAGCCCGGGCAUGUCUGAGUUACUGCCCCUGGGAGGGGGGACAAUAUUCCCAGCAGGGUUUUUCAUUUUAAUAUUAAGUAAUUUAAACCGCUUUUAGACAUGAAUAAAUGAGGGAUCUUGAUAGCAAUACUGAAGCUCCUGAUAGCUAAUAUUUUUUGCUGAUAUAUUAACUAUUUUGAUGGCAUGAAGGGUUUUAUGUGUUCUAGUUUUUUCUUGUUCUGGUCAAGAUGGAAACGUUUCUGAAGCAGCAAUUAGACCAUUGUGGUCAUUGUGAUGACAAUAAUUGAACAAUGAAAUCUGAUCAACAUCUAGAAUAGAAGUCUGGAUCAAUUUUGCUGUAAAUCAAGCAAAUGUCAUCUCUAUACCAGAGGUCAUAUUUACCAUGUACAGAUGGGUGAGACAUGAAAGGGAAAACCAGCAUCUCAGUGAGGCUUUGGCAUAGACUGCGGUUUGGUGACUGUUGUGGUCGUAGCAUAUGAAUUCCUUUGUAUGAAAGCAUCUGCUAUUAUGUUUUCCAUUAAUUUAUCUGGGUCUUACUGCUGGGAAGUGCUGAAAAAAAUGUGAUAUUACAUUAAAUAAUUUAGAGCAUAAAGUCCUUGCUGGUUUUUCCAUUAGUAUAUCCAGCAUCAAAAGUGAACUGCAGUCAAUGAGCCGUGACCUUUUAAAGGCUUGCUGCUGAUGACACGCUCAAGUCUGCAGAGCCCUGGAGCUCCACCCCCACUGCUCCAUGAAGCGCUGUCCGCUUGUUCAUUCAAAGUUUAUUAAUACUGAACGUGUCGUGUGUCCAAAUUGCACCAAAUUUGACAGAUCACUCCACGGGGUCCUCGGCAAUACACCCACCAAGUGUGAAGUAAAUCAGAUUAGCAGUUCUCGAGAUAUGCCAAGGACACACAGACAGGCGAACCCUGAAUGGAUGUGGUGGAUAUGGAUAUGAUCGCUAUCAAUGUUGGCUGGCCUGGCUCAGGUUAAAUCCUUUGUAAAACAUGAACAAAUGAAUACAGUGAAUGAAUGCCAUAGAACUUAUCUUUUAUUAUCUAGUUUGGCAAUGUUUUACACUGGGAAAUCUGUCAAACUAAUGACAUUUUGCUAGUUCUGGCUAACGCUACACUUCUCCCUAGCGCCUGCCCGAUCGGCACUGGGCGUGUGCAACAGAAGCGAGAUGCCUUGCUCGUUGGGUACUUCCGUCAUCGAUUCCGGAUGCAGCAAUCCGGAGCUGAUGAUGGACGCAACGAGUGAGGCGUCUCACUUCUUUCUAAUCUCUGUUGACAGUUGAUCAUGUGCAGCAGGCAGCCUCCCUUGUAGCCUAAAUAAGCUAAUACAUGAUAUGAUAACAUGAUAUUGGAUUAGGAGCAUAGAUCACUGAUACCCAAUCCAGCAUUUUAUAUCGCUGUUUAGCAGGCAUUUCUGAUACUGUUAUGGGAACAACUCUACUGAUGGCAGAGGCUGCCAUACAAAGUGCUAAACUGCUCAAACCUGAUCUAAUCAUCUGCACACUCAAACUAUGACAUAGGACUGGGGGAUCGAACCUCUUAUCUUCCAUUAGUGGAUGAACCACUAUAUCUCCUGAGCCCUGUGAACCCUGUAACUGUUUAUGGAUAGAAUAACUAAACAUAACUGGGGUUGACAUCACAGAAUACUGAGACCAGUUCUGAAUACUUAUGAGUAAAUAAAAACAUGUACAUCUCCUACAAAACAAUUUAUUUCCGUGAUGUGAGGCAACCAUUAGUGUUAACCAUCCAAUAAGGCAGAAACGUGAGGACACAUCCUCCCAGAGCACAAGCUUUGUAACUCUGUUGUAUCAGCACCUUGGAGGAUGAGCGUCUGGAACCCGGUCUUUUACUCUGGGUUUGAUUAGAGCGGCUGCCAGGACACGGUAGAGCGCAGAGCUCCUCUUGGUGAAGCGAUGGUGACUAACAACACACGACGGUGCUGAUUUGCUGACAUACACACGCAGCAGCAUCAGCAGCAAUAGAUCUGAUGCAGAGCCGCUCAUUGUAGCGUCACAGCUCAGAGAGAGAGGAAGACGGGGGUAUCAUGCUGCUGCUGCAUCGUUUCCAAUGCGGGGUGUGUCCCUCCGUUGGCAGCUUAACUGUCCCUCUGCCCUCAUUUUUGAUCUCCUCCUCCUGGGUGUCUCGUUGCCAGGAGUGAGCCACCCCCCUCCCCUCUCCAGGAGCAGCAAUGAUGCUGGGCUAAGGUUUUUGUAAAAGGAACCCCCACCGGAGGACUGUCCGUCUGUAAGGAACAGCAGCGUUCAUGGAAUAUGAAACAAAGAGUGGCAGAGCUGGACCUGGCAACCCGACGUCUCCCAGGCACGGUGUGAGGAAAAACCUGGACUUUGAGCCACUCUCCACCACCGCACUCAUACUGGAGGACAGACCUGCGAAUCUGCCUGCCAAGCCAGCCGAGGAGGCUCAGAAACACAGACAGCAGUAUGAAGAGAUGGUGGCCCAGGCCAAGAAGAGAGAGUUGAAGGAGGCUCAGAAGAGAAAGAAGCAGCUGGAGGAUCGCUGUAAGCUGGAGGAGAGCAUCGGCACCGCCGCCCAGAUCUGGAACCAGGAGAUCUUGCCUAACUGGAGUACAAUGUGCACAUCUCGCCGAGUGAGAGACCUCUGGUGGCAGGGCCUCCCCCCCAGCGUAAGAGGCAAAGUGUGGAGCCUGGCCGUGGGCAACGAGCUCAACAUCACACACGAGCUGUACAGCAUCUGUCUGGCCCGGGCCAAAGAGAAGUGGAGGAGCACGCCGGCACAUUCCUUAGAGACCGAACCUGAAGAUCCUGGUUCGUCAGAUCGGGAGUCGAGUCUGGAGCUGAUCAAGCUGGACAUCUCAAGAACCUUCCCCCAUCUGUGUAUCUUCCAGCAGGGCGGGCCAUAUCAUGAUGUGCUGCACAGCAUUCUGGGAGCAUACACUUGUUACCGGCCAGACGUUGGCUACGUGCAGGGGAUGUCGUUCAUCGCAGCAGUGCUGAUCCUGAACCUUGACACAGCUGACGCCUUUAUAGCUUUUGCCAACCUGCUCAACAAGCCCUGUCAGAUGGCCUUCUUCAGAGUCGACCACAGCCUUAUGUUGACUUACUUUGCGGCAUUUGAAGUGUUCUUUGAAGAAAACCUACCAAAGCUCUUUGCACAUUUCCAGAAAAACAGCUUGACGCCCGAUAUUUAUUUAAUCGACUGGAUCUUCACGCUGUACAGCAAGUCCCUGCCGUUGGACCUGGCGUGUCGGGUGUGGGACGUGUUCUGCAGAGACAACGAGGAGUUCCUGUUCCGCACGGGGCUGGGCCUGCUGCGUCUCUACCAGGACGUCCUGACCACCAUGGACUUCAUCCACAUGGCUCAGUUCCUCACCCGCCUGCCCGACCCCAUCCCCGCCGAGCAGCUCUUCCAGCACAUUGCCGCCAUUCACAUGACUAGCCGCAACAGGAAGUGGGCGCAGGUCCUGCAGACGUUACAGAAAGAUCCGGAGCGAGGCAGCCCGGUGCUGAGGCGCUGAGCCGUCACACGUUACUGGACUCAACCAGUCCUCCCCUCCAGCCCUCGAUGGGGGGAAACUGGACCCUCAACAGGCCGCAUGGACCCUGAGAAAGACCUUUUAAGCUCAGCGGAACGUAUCCGGUUGUAGCCGCUGUGAUAAACCUCUUCCCCUAGAGCCGCAUCACUGCUCCAACUGGAACCAGGACUCUAGAGGGGGGGUUUAUCAGUGACGAUGAGGGUGGGGUGUGGAAAGGAAUACGAGGCCUUAUUUAUCUCCCACCGCCCCUCCUCUGCUGAGAGGCAGCAGAGGCUAUAGAAUGUAUCACACACUCCCACAUUCAGCAGGUCUGCUCAGCCCAGAGGAAACCACAGAGAUACCACUCUUAGAUCUGAAGUCAACACUCUUUCUAGCUACAGUUCCACUUGUCUCUUCUUUAAAUGUGGCUAUUUCUGUGACAAAAACAAAAGUCCAUAUGUGACUCUCCAAUCUCGAUAAGUUCCGGUCAGGGAAAGUGAGAGUAAAGUCUUCAAAUGAGUCUCAGACAGUGUUGAAUUGUGUGAAGUGGAACUCCAGCUGGUGUCUUGUGUCUCAAUCUUUGUUUCUGCACUUUCUUUUUUUCCCACUCAAAACUUAAGUCAUUCCUUCAGUUUGAUUUUGUCCUCGGUGUGCUUUUCAUUUGUGCGUUUCUUCAUUUGGUACAGAUUUUUGUUUCCCGAUCCAUUCCAUGAAGUCAACUCUUGGCUCUUUGAGCUAAAGAACCAUGAAAUGCACAUAACUCGGUGUCUCUGAGAGCGCCGCGCGGUUACAUUUGUUUUUAAGAGGUCAUGAGCUGCUAGUAAAAUGACUUUUAUGGUUUAUUUAUGUCGAUGAAACUGGAGUAAAGUAAAGCGUCGGACACGGACUUCCCUAAAUGUUAGAGGUACAUUUCAGUCUGUUGGUGUGAUGUUUUUAAAAUGUAUUUAUUUAAUAUUUAUCAAAAGGACACAAGUGAAGGGUUGUUGCUGAGCCUGUCUUGAUGAUGACAAUAGUAGUCGACAUGCACUGUAGGCGCUCUGAUCCGAGGGCCUCGACACUGCAACUUGACAAUCGGCCGUAGGGAGCUGCUCUCCUGUCUGUAUCUGUGGCCGAGCGUUACCUCCAGUUUAUGUUGCGUGUCUGUUUUAUUUUUUACAGAAUCAGUCCGACUGGUUGUUCCGCCUCGCAAAUAGCAGAUUUUUCCCUUUUUAGCAGCUUUUCUCUUCACGUUUUUGCUGCCUCUAACUCGAGCACAGGAGACGGUUCCACAGGUGUAAGCGGGUGGCUAGUCCGUCUGUUUGGAUAACAGAUUGUUACUUCCUGUCAUGUAGACCAUAAUGUGUGUGUCCCUGCCGCUGCGUUCACACACCGUGGUUAAUGUGUCACUUCUUCCUGACCAGCAGUGGGCGGGGCCAGUAUCGACAUCACUGUUGCUUGAGGUUUUAUCACCAGCAUUGUUUUGAUGAGUUAACACAAGCUAGACAGUUUGUUCUUCUUGAUAAUCAGCUAAGAACAAGUGAAGAGCUAUCUUACUGUUGAUUACGAUGGCCCAUUGUAGGUAAAGGAAAGAAAAAUAAAUUACUGAGCCGGGAGAGGAGGUGGGGGGGUGAUAAUCGGGAAAAAAAAACACAUUUCUAAGAUUAAAUAUGUAAAUUUAUGGGGAAAACACUGAUAUUGACUGAGUUUAAAGUGGUUAAUCUACAAGAAAAAAAUGGCUUCAAAUUAGGUCAAUGUCUCUUCAUGAGUCAGGAUGCUUUUGAUCAUGUGGUGAUUCUGGGCUAAAAGCAGGAGUAUUUCCUCCUUGCUAAAUUCAAUGGCAAAGUAUAAUUUCAUUUGGUCAUUUACUUCAGGCAUAAUAUGAGACGAGCGCCAGAGUCUGAUUCCUUGACACAGGAAAAAAAGUUUGUUGAACCCAUAGGGGAAUGUUAAAUAUCCUUUUUGUUUGUGAGUUGCCCAUUUUGCACAAACCUGUUCAUGAGAUAAAGGUUGAGAAGUGCAGUGACUGUCCUGUUAUUGGCUGUGAAGCUGCUUCAUCUGAUGUGCUGCUGAUCUUGUGUAGGGAGGACUUUACUUCCCCUUGUGUCCUGUGCCAUCAGUGAUGCAUAGACCUCUGCUGUCCCCACUGAGAUGACGACAAACGUGCUUAAGGGCCUGGACCACAGAUGAAGUACACCACGUGUUCUGGGUUUAAAAACAAAACGAUACAGGAAGCGCCUUGAAUCAUCAGCUUGUUUGGGUCAUGCCUGCUAACAGAUAGUGUUUGCAUCAGCUCAGCAGCACAGAACACUUUCUGAUUGCACCACACACACACAGUCCCCCAGUGUGGUGACAAACCGCAGGACUGCAAUAAGCUUUUUGCACAUACACGUAAGCCUUUGAGUUGUGCCUCGCAUCAUCACUUCAUGUUACCACUUGCAGGUUUAAACGGGUUGUCCGCUUUUCAUCCUUUUAAUUUUAGUGUUCUUUUUGUGCUUAAGUAGUGACGUUGAGGUGUGUGUGUGUGUGUUUUAAGUGGCGUUUGCAGAAUGAGAGCCGUUAGUUGUUGCAUUAAAGGCUGGGCCUCCCAGCUCUACCAACACUACCUACUUCAUCACAAAAACACAAUGCUGUAUGAUCCACUCUGGCCAGAAACCAAGUUCAAUCCAAUUUGAAUAAAAUGUGUAAUAUGCUGAUAUUUAUUGGCUUCUGUUUUGCAUUACUUUUUUUUUUUUCCCCCACAAGAGACGUGUUGUUCUGUCGAGGACUAAUGGAGACAGCAGAAUUACCAUGCAACUUAAUCUCACUUGAACUGUAUAUGAACAGUGGUUUUAUUAAAAUAAAGAGAUGUACAUAUUCAA
This is a messenger RNA of Anarrhichthys ocellatus (wolf-eel), 9623 nucleotides long. RefSeq names its product TBC1 domain family, member 14 (gene tbc1d14). Gene Ontology annotation, biological process: regulation of GTPase activity. The record is from RefSeq and is a predicted model, not a curated record. Bases 5557 to 6789 code for a protein of 410 amino acids. Lineage: Eukaryota; Metazoa; Chordata; Actinopteri; Perciformes; Anarhichadidae. Gene Ontology annotation, molecular function: GTPase activator activity; small GTPase binding. The transcript has 12 exons.